Messenger RNA from Darwinula stevensoni, 2384 nucleotides. NCBI's taxonomy places the organism in Eukaryota, Metazoa, Arthropoda, Ostracoda, Podocopida, Darwinulidae. The record is from the annotation of a GenBank genome assembly.
AUGCUCUUCAUAUGUGCUCAUUUUGCAGAUAUAAUGGAAGGAGACCUGUCCCUGGAGAAUAAAGAGAACAUUCCAAGCCCAGUGUCAGUCCAAGGACAGAGUGCUACAAAGGGAUUUCAAGCCAUCAGUGAAAAAAAUACCAAAUCUCUACUAUUGAAUCAUGCAAGUCAACCCCAUUCCUGUGAGCAGGGACAGGAGGAAGAACAGGAAAGAAAGGAAUUCUCUGUUGAAAAUUUUGUAAAGAAGCAGGACCAUGAAACAGAUAUUAUUGCAGGGAGUAUUCAUCCAUCAUCCAUAUCAUGUAUUCCUCAGAAGCAAGGAAAAAAUGAUAGCAAUCAUUCUGCUCAAGUUGUGGAGAAGAGUGUCAAUAUUAAUAAGCAAGAUGAAGUGAAGGAGCAAGAUCUGAGUAAAAAAAUUGCCCCUGGCAAGAGCAUUAAUGCAAAGCGCAGAGCAAUUGAAGUUCCCUCCCGACUUGGAAUAUCUUAUGGUCUUUCCACAAGGAAAAGUCAGAAUCAUAAACCAGUGUUCAAGAAACCCUCUCUUCCUCCAAGUGCUAAUACCAAGGCAAGGAAGGAAUCAAUGCCUCCAAGUUCUAACAAAAGUCGAUUUUCCUUUGCAAGGCCUACUAUUGCAUCUAUGGCCAAAUCUACAAGCCAGGAAUCUCUCUCAGAGUCUGUCCAUGAUCCAGUUGCACCAUUGCCAAAGAAGCAAGAAUUCCUUAUUCAUUCUGCCUCUGUGAAAGCAACUGGGCAGAUUUCCAAAUCCAAACCCUUUGGACAUGGCCCUGCUGCCCCCAAGACAUCAGCUCACAGGGGAAUCAGAGCAGGACCUUGUAAUCAGGUAGAGGUGUCCACAGCAGGUCCCAAACAAGCUAAAGAUAAUACUGGAAGGACUACUAUGAAGAAAGAGGCAGAAACAUCAGAAAAAGUUGCUCAGAAGAGGAAGAGCCAGUUUGCCCAAUCUACUGUCUCCAGUCGUGUCAUUCCCUCAAAGCAAAUGCCUCAAAGGCAUUAUCGACUCCACUGUGGGAUACUUAAUUCCUUACACAAGGAGAAAAUGCCAACUACCAAAACUGAAGGCUCAAUGAAACCACCAUCCAUGAUUCGGAAGAGAAUAUCUGAAAAAUUCUUGAAGUCACAACGUGACUCUUUUGGGCGUUCCAAAAAUCCUGUUGAAUCAGCAGUGCAAAGUGCAUCUGGAAAAGCAGUGAAGUUUAUGGUAGCAUACAAGUCAAAGCAAGACAUGAAGUCCCAGGUGAAAGCCCCCUGCAGUAGAUCCCUGAAUGAAAACCUCCAUCAGUGGCUACGCAAGAAUGCAAUGACUCCAGCAAGAAUUAGGCAUCUUCGUUGCUUUGGGAUUGAGUCAGUUGGUGCCACGAAAUCCUUUGAGCAAAAACAGGAUGAAAACCUUGCUAGGCCUCUAAAGAAAAGUGAAGAGUCAACCACAGUAGGACAAGAUGAUAAUGCAAAGGAAACUAGCACUUCCAGUUUUACUGAGGCAGACACAUCUCAAUUGAAUACAACUUUCACUAAAGAAGAUGAGCAAACCAAGGAAGAUCACAGUGAAAAGGCUUGUGAGGAAAAGCAGCUGGUGGAAGAUGCCAAUCCUUCCUUGGAACAGCCCAAAGGAAACAACUCCAACCUUAUUCUCAGAGAUCUAUAUUUCCUUAUGGAAAUGGGAUAUCCUAUUAAAGAGGUCAAGCAAUGGAUGGAGUCUGUUAGAGAUCAUUAUGAUGUGACCAAUGAUCCUGUUUACCACAUUCUCCACAGUGGGAUAGCUCGUCAGCAGCAAGAUGCCAUUACUGCUUGGAGUGCUCUUGAAAGAGCACUGGAAUGCAAUGCCCUGAACUCAAAAGAUUUCUGCCUUUGGUCUGCUGAAGUUGGAGCUUUUGUCAAGGCUUUCACUCCUGCACUCUCUAGGAAAAAGAAGGGAGACUCUCAGUCCUCUAAGGGGACACCCCGUAAAUCCACCUUGAGUUCGCCAGAAUCAGAGGUGUUCCUAACUCCUCAGACCUCAUACAAGUCCAAAGAGUUGAAAACUGGCUCUGUAAGGAAGAGUGUACUGGUGCGGUCCAAUGCAAAAACUCGCAAGCUUCUUCAACAGCAGCUUGGAGGUCUUCAUGUCCCAGAGUCAGCCAUGAUCCUCACUGAUGUGCGUCGUUCAGCUCGCAUUGUUCCUGAAGGGAAGUUAAAUGGAGAUAAGGGAGCCACAAGUCAUACGACCAAGAUGUCAGUUCAUCCCUUCUAUGUUAAGAAUAAGCAUUUUGCAUCUAGCUCCUCUUCAGCUGACUCUCCUGCCCCCACUGAACAAGGGAGCAACUAAUGGGCAUUCAUGUUGUGAACUCUAUGUACAAAUUCGGUACAUUAUCUUCAUGCACGGUGGUA